Molecule: messenger RNA, 1059 nt
Organism: Lodderomyces orthopsilosis Co 90-125
Lineage: Eukaryota; Fungi; Ascomycota; Pichiomycetes; Serinales; Debaryomycetaceae
Exons: 1
Coding region: 1-1059 (352 amino acids)
Biological process (GO): retrograde vesicle-mediated transport, Golgi to endoplasmic reticulum; endoplasmic reticulum to Golgi vesicle-mediated transport
Cellular component (GO): endoplasmic reticulum; COPII-coated ER to Golgi transport vesicle; endoplasmic reticulum membrane
Source: RefSeq, a predicted model, not a curated record
AUGGACUCCUUUUCCAAACGGGUGAAAACUUUUGACGCGUUUCCAAAAGUAGACCCCCAGCAUCAGGUACGAUCGCAAAGAGGCGGUCUUUCCACUUUACUUACAUACUUUUUUGGCUUACUUAUAUUGUGGGUUGAGAUUGGUGGUUAUAUAGGCGGGUAUGUGGAUCGACAAUUCAUUGUUGAUGAUGUUUUACGAUCUGAUUUGACUAUAAAUCUUGAUAUGAUUGUGGCAAUGCCGUGUGAAUUUCUACACACAAAUGCUGUGGAUAUCGCCGGAGACAGAUUUCUUGCCGGUGAGACAUUGAACUUCGAAGGACUUAAGUUUUUCAUCCCAUCUGGGUUCUCUAUAAAUAACCCAAACGAUUUCCAUGAAACUCCCGAUUUGGAUGAAGUUAUGCAAGAGAGCUUGAGAGCUGAAUUCAGUCAAUUGGGUCGAAGGGUGAACGAAGGAGCUCCUGCUUGUCAUAUCUUUGGCUCUAUACCAGUAAAUCAAGUUAAAGGGGAAUUCAGGAUAACAGCAAAGGGAUUAGGGUACAAAGACAGACUGUUUGUGCCAGUGGAAGCACUUAAUUUCAGCCACGUAAUACAGGAAUUUUCAUAUGGUGAUUUUUUCCCCUUUUUAAACAAUCCAUUGGAUGCUACAGGUAAGGUGACUGAGGAAAACUUGCAAAUAUACCUCUAUCAUUCAAAGGUUGUUCCCACAUUGUACGAGAAGCUAGGUUUGGAGGUUGACACGACCCAAUACUCCUUGACAGAGAAUCACCACAUCGUGAAAGUCAACCCACACUCCAAAAAACCACAAGGGAUACCGGGAAUAUAUUUUGCUUACGAAUUUGAGCCAAUAAAGUUGAUCAUACGUGAAAAAAGAAUCCCUUUCCUACAGUUUAUUGCUAAAUUGGGGACAAUCGUAGGUGGUAUUAUAGUAGCGGCCGGAUAUCUCUUCAAAUUGUAUGAGAAAUUUCUAGUACUACUUUUUGGAAAAAAGUAUGUUGAACAAGGUAAGGAAAAGAAGGAAGGAGGUUUGUUGGACAAGGAGAAUCCAAAAAUAUUGGAGUAA